Messenger RNA from Lachancea nothofagi CBS 11611, 1200 nucleotides. The record is from the annotation of a GenBank genome assembly. NCBI's taxonomy places the organism in Eukaryota, Fungi, Ascomycota, Saccharomycetes, Saccharomycetales, Saccharomycetaceae.
AUGGAGACUGACAAAGUGCCAAGCAUCAGCGAAAGAUUACAGCUCCUCAUGGACGAAAACCAUGAUCAGGUCGAGAGGCCAGCAGGUUCUCUUCUGGAGUGUUUAAUCAAAUCGCUAGAAAAGGAAAGACUGACAGAGGAAGCGUCCGUACCGCGGGCGCAAGAGGAAGAAGUAAAAACGGACGUUGCGGGAGAGUCCGGCACGGCAGGAUCCUACUACACCUCUUUCGUUCCGCCUCGACCAUACGCAGAUUAUUUUGAUUUCGACGGUGGACAAAUCGAAGUCGACCAGAACUACGAGUCCGAGAAUGAACACAACGGGGUUCUAAAUGCAAGCGCCGUGUUUGACACAGACAAAAAUGAUCCAUACCUCAGCGACGACAACGACGAGAGUAAGGGAUUGACAACGAGCGUGCUUCCCGUGUUUCAGGCCGAAGAGUCCCUAGAUGACACUGAUCAAGCGACUCAGCUGGUUAUAGACAAACUCAAUACUUUCAAAAAUGAAUUUAGGACCCUUAUCCAAAGAAUCGACGAAGCGUCUCUCGUUUCUCACAUGUCUACUUCUGUCACAGCACUUGAUCCUGGCAGCCACAUGGGGCCUAUGAAUUCGAUGGUUGGUGGUAUUCUAGACACUCUACAAUCACUUCAGCCCCCAUCUAGCCGAAAACGGUUUAGGCGAGACUCUGAAAUUGACAGAGCAAGCUUCAAAUCUCCUACCAUCAAUGUUUCCUCCAGGGAAGCGUCUGUGGAAAAUAUUGAAGAGGACGCCUGCUUCGGGUUGCCGAACUUCGGAGUAGUGCUUAUCAAAUCGCCCGCCACGGUUGCCCAGCUGUGGAACGAAUAUACUAAACUGCCGAGCGAAUGGGCUCUCCCCGACUGGUUCGAUGUGGUAUCCCAGCAACAUUCGAUAGAGUCGAGUGGGAUCCAAAGUCCUGUCCAGCUAAUGAAACGACGUACCUCCAUAAGAGAUCUUGAAAAGAAGUACGGCUCCUCGUGGCGUAAUAACGAUAAGAACUUCUCGCGCCAAGUCAACCGUCGCAAGAAGAUAUGGCUGGCAAUAGAGGAAGGUUUGGAGGACGAUAUUCCGUUGCAAGAGUGCUUUCAAUUACUGGAAUCUUAUGUAAAAGAAAGAGGGAAAGGCCUGAGCUGGUAUUAUAAUGGCGUUCCUUUUAAGUUGAUAGAUUUGAAGUUGUUACACUGA